AUGGCAGACUUACCCGUCUUAGAAAGCAAAGUGGCUUUUGAUGCGCCCAAUGCGGGAAAGCCAUCCACCACCUGGUACAAGGUCGUCGGCGACCUAGACAAAUCGUCAACCCCGGCCUUAAUUGUACUUCAUGGAGGACCCGGUGCGGGACAUGAGUACUUGGCUCCUUUUACGGAUCUAUACAAGCAAUACGGCAUUCCCAUCGUAUUCUAUGACCAGAUCGGGUGCGGGAGGUCCACUCACUUCCAAGAGAAGAUAAGGGAUGAUUCAUUCUGGACAGUCGACCUUUUUAUUGCCGAGCUUAACAAUCUUGUUGACCACUUAGGAUUGCGCGAGAAAGGCUUCUUCGUCGCUGGUCAGAGCUGGGGCGGCAUGCUGGCAGGAUCCUUCCCGCUUUUUAUGGAAUACGGGAAAACGCUGCGCGCCGCAUUGCCAGCCGAUAUCCGUGAGAUACUAGAAGCCGGCGAUCGAGAUGGGAGCUACGAAACCUCAGAAUAUGAAAGGGCUAGCGCCUUCUUUUAUUCGCGGCACGUCUGUUCGCUUGAUCCCCUCCCAGAACCUGUAAAGCAGGCCUUCGUAAACUUGAAGAAUGACCCAACAGCCUACCAUACUAUGCAAGGACCUUCUGAGAUAGUCAUUGAUGGCAACCUCAAGGACUGGGAGGGUUGGAAGGAUGCCCAUAAUAUUCAGGUCGACACAUUGCUUUUGAACGGGAGGUAUGACGAGGUGGGGGAGCCAUGUGUAGAACCCUGGGUGAGUAUAAUUACCUAUUUUCGCGUUGCCUCAUUCUGCUAG
Messenger RNA from Daldinia childiae, 795 nucleotides. RefSeq names its product L-amino acid amidase. Gene Ontology annotation, biological process: proteolysis. Lineage: Eukaryota; Fungi; Ascomycota; Sordariomycetes; Xylariales; Hypoxylaceae. The record is from RefSeq and is a predicted model, not a curated record. The transcript is spliced from 5 exons. Bases 1 to 795 code for a protein of 264 amino acids. Gene Ontology annotation, molecular function: peptidase activity.